This is a messenger RNA of Eubalaena glacialis (North Atlantic right whale), 1212 nucleotides long. It is a transcript of the gene DPF1, whose product is annotated as double PHD fingers 1. The transcript has 12 exons. Gene Ontology annotation, biological process: nervous system development. NCBI's taxonomy places the organism in Eukaryota, Metazoa, Chordata, Mammalia, Artiodactyla, Balaenidae. The record is from RefSeq and is a predicted model, not a curated record. Gene Ontology annotation, cellular component: nBAF complex. The coding region runs from base 19 to 1212 and encodes 397 amino acids.
CAGGACCCUGGGAGCAAGAUGGCCACGGUCAUCCCCGGCCCCCUGAGCCUAGGCGAGGACUUCUACCGAGAAGCCAUCGAGCACUGCCGCAGCUACAACGCACGCCUGUGCGCCGAGCGCAGCCUGCGCCUGCCGUUCCUCGACUCGCAGACCGGCGUGGCCCAGAACAACUGCUACAUCUGGAUGGAGAAGACCCACCGCGGCCCGGGUUUGGCCCCGGGACAGAUCUACACGUACCCCGCCCGCUGUUGGAGAAAGAAACGGAGACUCAACAUCCUGGAAGACCCCAGACUUCGGCCCUGCGAGUACAAGAUUGACUGUGAGGCGCCAUUGAAGAAGGAGGGCGGCCUCCCAGAAGGGCCGGUCCUUGAGGCUCUACUGUGUGCUGAGACAGGGGAGAAGAAGAUAGAGCUGAAGGAGGAGGAGACCAUUAUGGACUGCCAGAAACAGCAGCUGCUGGAGUUUCCACAUGAUCUUGAAGUGGAAGAUUUGGAGGAUGACAUUCCCAGGAGGAAGAACAGGGCCAAAGGAAAGGCAUAUGGCAUCGGGGGUCUCCGGAAACGCCAGGACACCGCUUCCCUGGAGGACCGAGACAAGCCGUAUGUCUGUGAUAUCUGUGGGAAACGGUAUAAGAACCGGCCAGGGCUCAGCUACCACUACACCCACACCCACCUGGCUGAGGAGGAGGGGGAGGAGAACGCCGAACGCCACGCCCUGCCCUUCCACCGGAAAAACAACCAUAAACAGUUUUACAAAGAAUUGGCCUGGGUCCCUGAGGCACAGAGGAAACACACAGCCAAGAAGGCGCCUGAUGGCACUGUCAUCCCCAACGGCUACUGUGACUUCUGCCUGGGUGGCUCCAAGAAGACGGGGUGUCCCGAGGACCUCAUCUCCUGUGCCGACUGUGGGCGAUCAGGACACCCCUCGUGUUUACAGUUCACGGUGAACAUGACGGCAGCUGUGCGGACCUACCGCUGGCAGUGCAUCGAGUGCAAGUCCUGCAGCCUGUGUGGCACCUCGGAGAACGACGGUGCCAGCUGGGCGGGUCUCACCUCCCAGGACCAGCUGCUGUUUUGUGAUGACUGCGAUCGGGGUUACCACAUGUACUGCCUGAGUCCCCCCAUGGCGGAGCCCCCGGAAGGGAGCUGGAGUUGUCACCUCUGUCUUCGGCACCUGAAAGAGAAGGCCUCUGCCUACAUCACCCUCACCUAG